CUAAGGAUAAUGGCUUUGUUUGGACCAGUGUUUUUAAUUAGUGUUAGAGUUUUGAAUAUUUUUAAUGAUGCUGAUUAACUUUGAAAAUGUUAUAACAUAAUGCUCCUAGCAUUGUGUUCAUUCUAAAAUAACGUAGUGCUCAUUUUAUAAUUUUUUUAAAUAACAAGGCCCCCCUUCAAUUCUCCUUCUCCUCACAUGUGCCCACUCACUCCACCACCCUUCUCUGGUUUUCCUCUCUUUACCCCCAAAUACGAACCGCGUCUUGCCCUUUCAGUUCUUUGAAGAAGGAAAAAAGUCCCCAAAAGGCCAAAAACAGCCUUAAAUUCUUGAAAUUCCGUUUUCUCUUGUAAACCCUACACCCAAUUCUCGUUUCUCUGAAAAAAAGACACCCUUUUUCUUCUCAGACCCAAUCCGCUGUUUCUCUCCAAAUGGGUUUUCGCGAGCUUCCAUUUUUACUGUUUCUUGUGAUUUUCGCUUUACUGUUUCUGCAUGCAGUGUCUCAAGCUGGCGGCGACGAUGACGCUUCUGCCAUGCUGGCUCUCAAGAAGAGCCUAAACCCACCGCUGGAAAUGGGCUGGUCCGACCCGGAUCCGUGCAAGUGGAGCCACGUGGUUUGCUCCGGCGACAAGCGGGUGACCCGCAUCCAAAUCGGGCACCAGAAUCUUCAAGGUACUCUUCCUCCUGAACUCUCCAGGCUCACCCAGCUUGACCGCUUGGAGGUCCAGGGGAACAAUAUUUCUGGGCCUUUGCCCAGCUUGAAUGGGUUGAGUUCAUUGCAAGUGUUAAUGCUUAGUAACAAUCACUUCACUUCAAUUCCGGAUGAUUUCUUUGCGGGCUUGUCGUCUCUGCAGUCUGUAGAGAUUGAUAACAACCCUUUAGCUACUUGGCAAAUCCCUGAUAGCCUUAGAAACGCUUCGACCCUGCAAAAUUUCUCAGCGAAUUCGGUGAAUUUGAUGGGUAGAAUUCCAGGGUUUUUCAACCCGGAUGGGUUUCCCGGUCUGGCGAACUUGCAUUUGGCUCUUAAUAACUUGGAAGGGGAAUUGCCUUCAGGCUUUUCCGGAAUGUCCAUUGAGUCGUUGUGGUUAAAUGGGCAGAAACUUGGUGGUGGAAUUGAUGUUUUGCAGAACAUGUCAAUGUUGAAAGAGGUUUGGUUGCAUUCCAACGAGUUUUCAGGUCCUUUGCCAGAUUUUUCUGGCUUGAAGGCUUUGCAAGUAUUGAGCCUUAGAGACAACUCCCUAACAGGUCCGGUUCCAUUGUCGUUGGUGAACCUCGAUUCCUUGAGGGUUGUUAACGUGACUAACAAUUUACUUCAGGGGCCAACUCCAAAGUUCAAAGACUCAGUUUCUGUUGAUUUGGUGAAAGAUACUAAUAGCUUUUGUUUGCCACAGCCUGGUGAUUGCGACUCUAGAGUAAACACAUUGCUUUUGAUUGCAAAAUCCUUGGGCUAUCCUAGAAAAUUUGCCGAGAAUUGGAAGGGGAAUGACCCCUGUGCAGAUUGGUCUGGGAUUACGUGUAAAAAUGGGAAUAUCACUAUUGUUAACUUUCAGAAUAUGGGGCUUACUGGUACGAUUUCUCCUGCGUUCGCUUCGUUUAAGACACUACAACGGCUAAUCCUAUCCAAGAAUAAUCUUAGUGGCAUAAUUCCAGAGGAGCUCACUAGUAUUGACACCCUUACUGACUUGGAUGUAUCCAACAACCAGCUCUAUGGGAAAGUUCCAGCGUUUAAGAAUAAUGUGAUUGUGAAUACCAACGGGAACCCCAACAUUGGUACAGACAAGAGUGAUGCAAAUUCUCCAGCCUCAAAUCCUCCUGGUUCACCUAAUCCUGGUUCUGAUGACAGGGGGACUUCCCUACAGUCUCCCAAGAAAUCUAAGAGUUGGAUUUUAAUUUUAUGUUCUGUACUUGGCAGUGUUUUAUUGCUUUGUUUAAUGGGGAUAGUGGCUUUCUUUGUGUGCAAAAACAAACAAACGCGCUCUAGCAAAGUGCAGAGUCCUCCUAGUGCAAUGGUGAUCCAUCCUCGACAUUCUGGUUCUGAUAACAACAACAGUGUGAAGAUCACAGUUGCGGGUUCGAGUGCUAGUGUUGGUUCGCAAAGUGAAAUCCAUACGGUUUCCAACAAUCAAACCACCGAGUUUGAAAUGGGUGAGGCUAGAAAUUUGGUGAUCUCAAUUCAAGUCCUAAGGAAUGUCACAAACAAUUUCAGUGAAGACAGCAUAAUAGGCCGUGGGGGUUUUGGGACUGUCUAUAAGGGAGAGUUACACGAUGGAACAAAGAUUGCAGUGAAAAGAAUGGAGGGUGGAAUCAUUGCUGGUAAGGGGCUAGCAGAGUUUAAAUCAGAAAUUUCUGUUUUGACAAAGGUGAGGCAUAGGCAUCUGGUUGCCCUACUCGGGUACUGCCUCGAGGAGAAUGAGAAGCUUCUUGUGUACGAGUUCAUGCCUCAAGGGACUUUAAGUAGGCAUCUUUUUGAGUGGGCAGGGGAAGAGAAAGGGCUGAAGCCGCUGGAGUGGACAAAAAGGCUGACGAUAGCAUUAGAUGUUGCAAGAGGGGUGGAGUAUUUGCACACAUUAGCACACCAAAGUUUCAUUCACAGGGAUCUUAAGCCUUCAAAUAUUUUGCUAGGAGAUGAUAUGCGGGCUAAGGUAUCAGAUUUUGGUCUUGUUAGACUUGCCCCUGAAGGGAAAGGCUCUGUCCACACCAAGAUCGCUGGAACUUUUGGAUACCUGGCACCAGAGUAUGCAGUAACGGGAAGAGUAACAACUAAGGUAGAUGUAUACAGCUUUGGAGUGAUCUUGAUGGAGCUUAUCACAGGCCGGAAGGCUCUGGACGAGACCCAACCAGAGGAGAGCAUGCACUUAGUGACCUGGUUCAGGAGAAUGCAUCUAAACAGGGAGUCCUUCCGUAAGACAAUAGACCCUACGAUUGAUUUCAACGAAGAAAUACUAGCGAGCAUAAGCACUGUUGCUGAACUUGCCAGCCACUGCUGUGCAAGAGAGCCACACCAAAGGCCUGAAAUGGGACAUGCGGUUAACGUCCUAUCUUCCUUGGUAGAGUUCUGGAAGCCUUCAGAGGAGAGCUCAGAGGAUGUUUAUGGCAUUGACUUUGACAUGUCCUUGCCUCAAGUUCUUAAGAAAUGGCAGGCAUAUGAAGGCAGCACAAGCCACAUGGAUUACUCCUCCACAUCUUAUGCUCCGAGUUUCGAUAACACCCAAACGAGCAUACCCGUCCGCCCGUUUGGAUUCGCUGAAUCGCUCACGUCCACGGAUGGCAGGUGAAGCACUCUCCAGUUAUGUUUUUCCUAAGAAAUAAGUAUUCGGAUUCGAUGUAGCUAAGUUGUUGAGUUCGGAUGGGUUACUGUUUUGUUCCUGAUUGUGUAGGUGUCAGAUUUUUAUAUUGUUGGCUUCUCUGUGAAAAAGGGGUCCUUAAAAGUCACAAUGGUGCAGUUUCUUUUCUAGUUGUAAAUUCAAUCCAUCAGUGAAAAACUUGAUUGAUCAUCACUUGUCCAAUGUUGGUGCAAAAUGUUUUGCUUCAUAGAACCCUGAAAGAGUGGUAUACAUAUAAAAAAAGGGCAAUGCUAGGG
Messenger RNA from Cuscuta campestris, 3577 nucleotides. The record is from the annotation of a GenBank genome assembly. NCBI's taxonomy places the organism in Eukaryota, Viridiplantae, Streptophyta, Magnoliopsida, Solanales, Convolvulaceae.